AUGCGCUCGUCCCUUAGCGAGUCGGACAACGAUACUGAUCUAACGCGGCCCACACCAGAAGAAGACAACAAGGACGAAGAAGACGAAGACGGCCGCGGAGCCGACACCAUUUUUGUCGACAAGAAGGCACUACGCGACCGGAUGGACAUUCGCAAACGCCCAUCCGAAGAAUACCCCACGGUGUCGUCUAUGAAGCAACAUUCAGCACGGCAGAGUCAAAAUCAAAAGCAGAAACAACGUGGCCGCGUUCGAGGCGACGACCUGGAUCUACGUGAGGAAGGCGACGAGGUGGCCGUCGCUCAACAAGAUCCGCAAGGCUUUCCACAGCGCUCCCAGCAGAAGCGGGGCCAUCACGGACACCGCUCUCGACGGAGUAGCGGUAGCCGCGGUGCGGGCGGCGGCAGCAGUAGCAGAGGACGCAGACACGAGAGUGUGAUUCCCGAAGAGGCCACCGAAGAGCUACAGGCCGAUGCCGACACAGAGAUGGACAAUGACGACUUUGACGACGACCGCCGCCGGCGACGCACACCUUCGAGACACACCCGGCGCUCAGCCUCCCGGAACACGACUGCUACGCACGAUGCCCGUCGCGACCUGUCACGAAGUAAGAGCCGUCUGCGGCAUGCCGACAGCGACGAGUUCAAUCCGCGAGCGUCAUCGAGACGGUGA
Sporothrix brasiliensis 5110 is the source of this 669-nucleotide messenger RNA. RefSeq lists its product as uncharacterized. The record is from RefSeq and is a predicted model, not a curated record. The transcript has a single exon. Lineage: Eukaryota; Fungi; Ascomycota; Sordariomycetes; Ophiostomatales; Ophiostomataceae. The coding region runs from base 1 to 669 and encodes 222 amino acids.